GCGUACGAUUCAACAACAACUCGCCGAGCCGCCGAGGUCAGUCUGUCGACGGCAUCCACUCCGUGCAGGUACCGUUGCGUGCGACCUCGCGUCAUUAUUGUUUGUCCGUCGUUCUCACGUCGAAUUCGCGUAUAUAUUAUAUUGCGCGUUCUUGCAGUGUGCUCACGUAUUAGAGUCGGUUUAAAAUUAUUUUAAUUUUUUUUUGAACCACCUCGAUUGGACUUGUAUGUACCUUGGUUGCAUAUUAUUUAUUUUCGUUUUUUUUUCACUCGUAUCGCGGUGUGCGGUGGCGGUAGUCGACCCGAACGUAAACCUAUGUGGCUAUACAAAUAUCGGUACAAAUGCGCGGGCGAACCAUCGAGGAAAUGACCGCCGCCGCGAUUUCGCGGCUCUGGCCCGGCGGCGGUGUCCGGUCGCGACGUCCUCGUUACGUUUUCGCGACGACGACAACGGCGACUACUAUUAUGCUGCUGGUGCCGCUUUUCCUGCUGGCCCUGGCGACGGCGUCACGUGCGUCCGACAGCUGUGAUUGGAGCGGAAGCGGACUGACUUCGGACUCGUCGGAACACUCGGUGAGGCCCGUCCGAUUGGACCGAUGCUGGGCCGGCACGGUGCGCUGGUCGUACCCGCGGGGCGCGCUUAGGGUGGUGUUCCGGUUGACGGGCACCAGUGGCGGCCGCGAGUUCCGCGUCUGCCUCAAGCCGGACCGGCUGGACGGCGUGCGCGUGCUGUUGGACAGCGCGCCCCGUCGCCUGAUCGCCGUCUACGAUUACCGCACGGCCGGCGAACCGCUCCGGUCGCGGUGCUUCAAAAGCGUCGGCGGCACGGCCGCGUUCUACGUGGAGGCUGACAAGACGGGCGAUCGGUCCGGUCCCGUCCGGUUCCGGUACGAUCUCGAACCGCUCGCCGAGCCAGCGCCCCAACUGUUCGUAGCCGACAACCUCGAUGACGAAUGCCGACCGUGUACCGUGGAAGAAAUGACACAAGCUUACUGCACGAGUAGUUUAGUGGUCCAAGGCACCAUAGUGGGCGUGUCUUACGACGGCGACGUGUCACGCGUGCGCGUGAUGCCCACCAAGGCACACCGUUUGCCGCCCGAAGAAGACGACCGGGUGGUGGUGCAAAUGUCACCGCCGCAGCAGCUGCAGCCUGAGGACGAAAGCGGACGGCCCCGCCGCGACGACCGGCCGAUGACCAUAACGUUCGGCCGGGGCUGCAGGCCCGCCGCCGGACCCGGUGAGUUCGUGUUCAUGGCCCGAGCCAAAUUCGACGAGUUGGCGCUGCGGUGUGCUCCCAGGUUGGAGGAAUGGCGACAAGCAGUAAAGGCGGACAAAUCUCCCGGCUGCAUUCUAGCCGGUUGAACGGCCGAAAAUACAUCAUGUUAUGCGUUCAUAUACAUAUAAUAUAUUAUAUAUAUAUGUCGUCUAGGAUAAGAUAUAUAUAAUAUUAUAUAUUUAUAGGUACGCGUAUAGUACCUAAGAGUAGAAACUGUUAUAUAUUGCAUACUAUAAUACAGGGUUACCAGAACCGUUGUUGAAUUAAGUUUUUUUUUAAACAUAUUUUUAAUUUUUUUUUUUUUCAAAAGUCAUCGUGCUAUAAUUAUAGUAUUACUCUUUUUUGUAUAAGAAUAUACUUAUAUAAAAAUGGCCAUAUAAAGGUAAUAUUAUAUUAUAUAUUAUACUUUCAGUUGACGCUUGAACAAAAAUCGCUUUAAUACUGCUACCGCCUACCAGCUACGGCUAUGCAUAUAAAUGAUAAUCGUUCUGUAAAUGAGAAUUCGUAUAAUUAUACUACAGCGGAUAUAGUGAUCUAAAAUAAUUAUCGUUAUAAAAGUUCGUUUGGCGCGUGAAAUUUGCAAAAAUUAUACGUUCGGCCAAAGCGACUCAUCGGUAAGAUAGGAGGAGGAAGAGGGAGGAAAGGUUCGCGUACAUAUAUUAUUUUACUUUCCUUGACGUAGAAGAAAGGUUCUGUGGCUGUGAUUUCAAACGUUUUAUGUAAACGUUGAAAAAAUUCAAAAUAAUGUAAAAAAAACACAGUGGAUGUGCGUAUACUAUUAUAUAUUAUACAUUCAUAAUUAAUAACAUUGAAACUCUACAUCAAGUCUUUUGUAUAUGUACGUAAUUUUUUAAUUCUGAUUACUAUAGGUAAAUAAUGUAGCUCUUGCACUGCUUUUCGUAGAAAUUCUUAUAAUAUACAUCUAUAGUAAUGUAUAUAGUCUUUAUGAUACUAUAGCUACAAUGAUAUACUAUUAAAUAUUAUAAAGACUUAAACGCACGCCAAGGGCGGCUUCGACGACAAUAAAAAAUAUAAUAUAUACGAACGAAUUAUAAAUUUCACAGGAGACAUGUUUCUUUCCUCCGUGUCUCUUAUUAUUUCACACUUAAGUCACAUUUAUUAUACAAUAUUUUUAUUCUUUACCCCAUAAUUAUUAUUGUAGCCAAAAGGUAAUUUUACUUCCUCCCCAGUUACAUUUAUGUAAAAUAAGCGCGAUAUAUGCAUGAAUUGUAUAUAUCGUUCAUAUGUGAAUCUAUGUGCCAAACUUUAUAAAAAAAAAAACAAAAGGUUUUUUU
Aphis gossypii (cotton aphid) is the source of this 2570-nucleotide messenger RNA. RefSeq names its product meteorin-like protein. The coding region runs from base 342 to 1361 and encodes 339 amino acids. Gene Ontology annotation, molecular function: hormone activity. NCBI's taxonomy places the organism in Eukaryota, Metazoa, Arthropoda, Insecta, Hemiptera, Aphididae. The transcript is spliced from 4 exons. The record is from RefSeq and is a predicted model, not a curated record.